Eruca vesicaria subsp. sativa (arugula) is the source of this 951-nucleotide messenger RNA. The record is from the annotation of a GenBank genome assembly. NCBI's taxonomy places the organism in Eukaryota, Viridiplantae, Streptophyta, Magnoliopsida, Brassicales, Brassicaceae.
AUGGGAACGAGCGAGGAAAAGACGCCAUUUAAGGCUUCCAAACCAGCAUCCUCGUCACAGGACAUUCCUCCCACUCCGUAUUCAGACUGGUCAAACUCAGUGCAGGCUUAUUAUGGCGGAGGAGGUACUCCAAGUCCGUUUUUCCCAUCCCCAGUUGGAUCUCCUAGUCCUCACCCUUACAUGUGGGGUGCUCAACACCAUAUGAUACCGCCUUAUGGGACCCCAGUUCCGUACCCAGCGAUGUAUCCCCCAGGGACAGUCUAUGCCCAUCCUGGCAUGCCCAUGCCUCAGGCUUCAGGUCCAACCAACACGGAGACCGUCAAAGAUAAAGCCCCUGGCAAGAAGUCAAAGGGGAACAUGAAAAGAAAAGGUGGAGGAGGUGAGAAGGCGCCUUCUGGUUCAGGGAACGAUGCUGUAUCUCAAAGUGACGAAAGUGUCACAGGUGGUUCAUCUGAUGAGAACGAUGACAAUGCCAACCACCAGGAGCAAGGUUCAGUUAGAAAGCCGAGCUUCGGACAGAUGAUGGCUGAUGCAAGUUCUCAGAGUAAUACUACUGGUGAGAUCCAAGGUUCCAUGCCCAUGAAGCCAGUGACCCCGGGGACCAAUCUUAACAUGGGGAUGGACUUAUGGUCUUCUCAGCCUGGCGUAGCUGUGAAGGAUGAAAGAGAGCUCAAGAGGCAGAAAAGGAAACAGUCUAACCGUGAAUCCGCUAGGCGGUCAAGAUUGCGGAAGCAGGCGGAAUGCGAGCAGCUUCAACAGAGAGUAGAGAGUUUGACGAGUGAGAAUCAAAGCCUUAGAGAUGAGUUACAGAGACUCUCUGGCGAAUGUGAGAAGCUCAAGACUGAGAACAACUCUAUUCAAGAUGAGUUGGUAAGAGUGCAUGGACCAGAGGCCGUAGCUAGUCUAGAACAGAAUGCUGCUGCGUCUAAAGAUGGCGAAGGAACACAUUAA